GCCAUAGACACAAGCCCUCUCAGUGUCUAUGUUAUGCACCCAUUUUGGAACAAGGUGGUGGAGAUAGUACCAAGAUGGGUAGCACCCAACGUCCUGACCUUCGCUGGGUUUCUCCUAACAGUCCUGGACUUCUUACUCCUGUCCUACUACGAUUACAACUACUUAGCGGCGACUUCGAUCAAUGGAACUACCGUGAACGCGCCGACGAAUGGACAUAGUGAAGUUGUACCGCAGUCUCUGUGGAGUGUGUUGGCUGUCUUUCUUUUCCUUGCUUAUACGUUGGACGGUAUCGACGGCAAGCAAGCCCGCCGUACGCAGACUUCGGGCCCCCUUGGCGAGCUGUUCGACCACGGGCUGGAUUCGUACUCCGUGUUCUUCAUCCCAGCAUGUCUAUAUUCCAUAGUCGGAAGACUGGAUUUCUCCAUAUCGCCGUUACGAAUGUAUUACGUGUUGUGGAACAUCCUUUUCAACUUCUACUUGAGCCAUUGGGAGAAAUACAACACUGGUGUACUCUUCUUGCCUUGGGGAUAUGAUUUUAGCAUGUGGGCGUCCACGUUUUUCUUCCUAUGGACAGGAAUUAAAGGGACUGGGUACUAUAAGCGCUAUAUGUUCGGCAGCUACACGCUCGCCAACGGAUUCGAGUGGCUCAUAUACGCUACGGGCUUUCUUACUAAUCUACCUGUAGCCAUUUACAACACCCACAAAUCUUACAAACUGCGUACAGGCAAAAUGCGUUCAGCGACAGAAGCCAUAAGGCCGCUAUGGCCGCUUCUCACCGUGUUCGUCGUGCUCAACGUGUGGGUGCAUAAAUCUGACACUCUGGUUGAAUAUGACCCCAGAAUGUUGUUUCUACUCAUCGGCACUGUGUUUAGUAAUGUUGCUUGCCGAUUGAUAGUGGCUCAGAUGAGCAGUCAGCGCUGCGAUGCGGUGAACUGGCUGCUGUGGCCCCUGCUGGCCGGGGCCCUGGGAGCGCUGGCUGCGCCGCGCUUUGAACCCGCCAUCUUCUACGCCCUCACUGCGCUGACUGUCGCCGCGCACCUACACUACGGAACUUGCGUGGUCCGCCAGAUGUGUGAUCAUUUCCGAAUAAGCUGUUUCUACAUAAAACAACGCAGCGAUUGACUCUUACAAGACAACGCGUUCUAGGUGACAUAACAUUAUGAGACAUAAUUUAUAAUUAUGACAAACAUUAUAACGUUUAACACGUGUUAUAAUUAUGACAACAUUAUUGUACUUGCUAGACAUAUCUACAGGGCCGGACUAUGUUAUUUUUUUAGUGUAGUUAUUGGGAUGGAUUAGUAGUUGGUUUAAUUAUUUUUACCUUACGAAUAAUAGUACAUAUUCUCCCUUACUUACGAAACUUUACUUAGAUUAUGGAACAUUUAUAUUUUAUUUAAUUGUUUAUUGCACAGGAAAACUCAAAUCACAUUUAGUAAAACGGAAAACGCGAACAUAAACAAAGACGUAUACGCAAGUACGCUUGGUGCGUAUUACAUUCAAGACAAAAAAGGGCUGCGAUGUUGAAGUUGUGUUGUACGUUAAUAAGCUGCUACUGCUGUGAAAGAGUUGUUCCAGGGAAGUACAGCCACCUCACUUAUUUCUACCGCCUAUUAGUAAUGUAAAUAUUAUUGCGUUCCGGUUUUGAUGGGCAUGUGCUGGUGAAAUUACAGGCAUAUGUGAUUUGUCAAGUUAUCGACUGUGAACUGACAACCGGCACUA
This is a messenger RNA of Hyposmocoma kahamanoa, 1719 nucleotides long. RefSeq names its product ethanolaminephosphotransferase 1-like. The record is from RefSeq and is a predicted model, not a curated record. Bases 34 to 1122 code for a protein of 362 amino acids. NCBI's taxonomy places the organism in Eukaryota, Metazoa, Arthropoda, Insecta, Lepidoptera, Cosmopterigidae. The transcript is spliced from 8 exons. Gene Ontology annotation, molecular function: ethanolaminephosphotransferase activity. Gene Ontology annotation, cellular component: Golgi apparatus; endoplasmic reticulum membrane. Gene Ontology annotation, biological process: phosphatidylethanolamine biosynthetic process.